AUGUUCAAGGCUUAUGCCCUCUCAACUUGUCUUCUUUGUCUCCUAGUAACGGCCGACCGGACUGUAGGGCGCAAUCUGACGCCAUUGCCAAAGUUGGCUCUUCACGUCGGACUCAUCAAAGCACAACAGCAAUCGACGAUCGUUAUGUUAGUCCGCAGUUCAUCAUAUGUAUAAAGAGAGGUAGCUAAGCUUUGCUUUUCUGGGUAACAAAUUUUAUGGAGAGGGGCGUACAGAGAUGGGUAGUAGACAUAUCGAAGUGGGAACCAUCUCCCCACGACUUCUCCUCUGCCCUCUCUCUCCUUCCUCAACAUGAACACUUCUCCAUCACCAGAUUUAUAAGAAUGGAGGACAGAAAACGGGCACUUGUGAGCAGAUUCCUGCAAUAUGCUCUUGUACAUGAAUUGCUGGGAAUCCCAUUUGAUGAAAUCACCAUAAAUCGCACUGUGGAGGGCAAGCCAUACCUGGAAUAUGAUAAAGCUGGCUUGGAAUUUCCCAAUUUUAAUUUCAAUGUAUCCCAUCAUGGCGACUUUGUGGCUAUAGCGUCUGAACCUUUGUGCCUUGUCGGGUUGGAUAUUGUCUCUUGUGUCAUUCCCCUGAAGGAGACAGUUUUAGAAUUCGUUCAAAACUUCUCCUCAUACUUUUCACGUUUGGAAUGGGAUAAUAUAGUCAAUGCUGGCUCAUCUGAUGAUAUUUUGGCUGAGUUUUACAGAUAUUGGUGUUUGAAAGAAGCAUAUGUCAAGGCCAUAGGGAGCGGACUGGCAUAUGGGUUGGACAAAGUGGAGUUUCAUAACACCAGAUGGACGAGCAUAUCUGUUAAAAUUAAUGGGGAGGAUGUGAGGGAGUGGAAAUUUUGGCUUUUUGAGCUGGGAAAAAGACAUUGGGUAUCAAUUGCAAGAGGACACCCAAGAUCAGCCACUGAGAGUUACAAGAGAAAAUUAAAGAGGAUUGAGUUUAACAACGAGGAUUAUCACAAGGGUCUUCAUCUUCCAAAUGUGGAUUUUGUCUUCAAAACUGUAGAAGAACUGAUUUUACUCAUGAAUAGUAAGAGAUGCUAGUGUCUUAAUUCCUAAUAUUGCUGAAGCAGAAGACAAUGGCCAUUGGGAAGCCAUUGACAUCGAUGUUUUCGUGCUUAAAAAGGCUUUUCCCAUCAGUCCUGCUUGAAACAGAUUCCUUUGCUGUGCUGCGCCACAUCUCUCAAUCAUAUAUAAAUUCUGUCUCGAGGAUGCCCGUUGCUCCUCAGUCCUCAUGUGGAAAAUGAUACACGUACAUUCUUUUUCGUAAUUCUUUAUAUAAUUCUGUUU
This is a messenger RNA of Juglans regia (Persian walnut), 1301 nucleotides long. RefSeq names its product L-aminoadipate-semialdehyde dehydrogenase-phosphopantetheinyl transferase-like. The transcript has 5 exons. Lineage: Eukaryota; Viridiplantae; Streptophyta; Magnoliopsida; Fagales; Juglandaceae. Gene Ontology annotation, molecular function: magnesium ion binding; holo-[acyl-carrier-protein] synthase activity. The coding region runs from base 216 to 1055 and encodes 279 amino acids. Gene Ontology annotation, cellular component: cytosol. The record is from RefSeq and is a predicted model, not a curated record.